Messenger RNA from Fukomys damarensis (Damara mole-rat), 4773 nucleotides. It is a transcript of the gene Klhl34, whose product is annotated as kelch like family member 34. NCBI's taxonomy places the organism in Eukaryota, Metazoa, Chordata, Mammalia, Rodentia, Bathyergidae. The transcript has a single exon. The coding region runs from base 523 to 2844 and encodes 773 amino acids. The record is from RefSeq and is a predicted model, not a curated record. Gene Ontology annotation, molecular function: protein binding.
CGCUCCAACCGCGGGCGCUUGCUUCCUUACUCUCAACCUGUUCCAGGGACCCUCCCUGGUGAUCCACUACCAGUCGGGUGUCAGGGUAAGGUCCCUGGCCUGGGCCACUUCCUCCCCGGACCCGUCUUUGGUUCUCAGCCAGCAGUUUGGGUGCGGGGCGGGGCGCGUCGCGGAGGCCUAGGCGGCUCGCUAUUCCUGUCGCUGUGAGCUACCGGCAUGUUAUGUGCAGCGCCCAAUCAAGUCUCCAACGCUCUGUACUGACCUGCGCUCCCGCCCCCCCGUUUCUAAUCCCCCUAGCUUUGAUUUGAUCCUCUGAGGAACAAGAUUAUCCCUCCUGCUCCAUAGUCACUUGUCCCUGACCCUCACGGGUGCUUCCAGAACCCGUCCUCCUCGUCCACUCCCAGAAGAGCAGAGCCCUCUCCCCGCACUCCUGACGUCUGGACUCAGGGCCGCAUCUGCACGUUUGCUCCGUCGGAGAUACAGCAGCCACGCUGUGCACCGGCAGCUCGGGCCUUCCAGGUGAUGGUGCGCGGCCACCGCCGCCCCUGGCGCGUAGGUGUGGGCUCCCCAAACUGGGCCGGGGAGGGGGCUUUGGACAACGUGCUGGCGGCUUCUGCAGCGGCUGAAACGAAGCCCCGCUACUCCCAGACCACUCCACAUUCCGCAUCCUCUGCUACCAGGGGCUUUUGGCAACCUUUCCCAGACCGGAUUUUCUGUGAGAGGGGGACGGUGCGACUGGUGGACCUAGGUGAAGGCGCCCCGGGCUUUAAAUUGAGCAGGCAAAAAUGGGGCUCUACUAGGGGCUCUGCAGCUCGCGCAAAGGUCUUGGAGGUUCCGUGUCCCGGGGAUGCCUCCGUCUGCGCCCCGCUGGAUCCAUUCCCCGCCUGGCCUCUUCCCGCCCAGGGCAUCAUGAGUUACUUCUUGUCUUACUGCAAAGCUCACAGCGGUGCGCUGCUCACCAGCUACCAGACCCUGCGGGCAGAGGGCUUCUUGUGCGACGUGACGCUGGAAGCGGAAGGCAGCGAGUUCCCGGCUCACAAGUCGCUCCUGGCAUGCUCCAGCGACUACUUCAGAGCCUUGUUCAAGAGUCACACCCAGGAAUCCCGGGCGCGAGUGAUCCACCUGCAUGUGCCUUCGGCGGCCGGGCUGCAGCGCCUGUUGGAUUUCAUUUACACCGCCUGGCUGCCGCUCUCCAUGGACACCAUGGAGGACACUCUAGAGGCCGCUAGCUAUCUGCAGGUCACCGAUGCCCUGGUUCUGUGUGGCCGCUACCUGGAGAGCCAACUGGCCCUAGAAAAUUGCUGUUUCGCCGCCAAUGUGGCAGCACGUUUUGGCCUGGUGCACACACUGGGCGAGGCGGAGCGCUGCGUGGUGCACCACCUGCGGGAUCUACUGUGGUUGGGUGCAGGCCCCGCGGGGCUGCUGGAACUCAAUCCCGUGUCCCUGAGGGCCGUGCUGAGUGCCCCUGAUGUGGCGCGGGUGCCUGAGGCUCGGUUGCUGGGCCUGGCGUUGGCCUGGCUGCAGCAGGAACCCACAGCCCAACGCCAGGAGCACAGCUCAGCGCUGCUAGAAUGUAUUCGCUUUGGCCUGGUGCCCGCCGAGGUGCUUAGGCGUGUGUACUCCGGCUCUGGCCUUGUACUGCCCCCCCGGGUCAAGGGCCUCAUCAUCCAGGCCCUCAACUACCACACGGCUCCCUCCCGCCAGCCGCUUGUGCAGGGUGAACAAACCAGCAUCCGGAGUCCCCAGACCCGCAUCUUGCUGGUUGGGGGACGAAGGGCCCGAGAAGCCGUAACUGAAGAGGUCCUGGCUCCUCUCGUGGUAGCCAGGGACAGGGGCGCCAUGGCUGAGCCGAUGGAAGAGGAAGAAGAGGAAGAGGUAGAAGUGGAGGAAGAAAAGGAGUGGGAACUCACCCAGGAUGUGGUGGCCUUCGAUGUAUACAAUCACCGUUGGCACAGCCUUACACAGCUGCCGGCACCGCUGUUGGGACACAGUGUGUGUACUGUGGGCAAUUUCUUGUUUGUGCUGGGAGGGGAGAGGCCUUUGGGCAUCGCCACCACUCCCCCAGCCGAUGAGCGGGGCAUGGUGACAGCUCAAGUGCACCGUUAUGACCCACGUUUCCACGCUUGGACAGCAGUGCCUGCCAUGAGAGAAGCGCGGGCCUACUUCUGGUGCGGUGUGGUGGGCGAGAAUCUACUAGCUGUAGGGGGCCUGGGCUCCGGCGGCAAGGCACUGGCCUCUGUGGAAAUGUAUGACCUGCGCAGGGACCGUUGGACCGUAGCCACAGAGCUGCCCAGGGCCUUGCAUGGCCACGCUGGUGCCAUUGGGGACCGGAAUGUUGUGUACAUCUCUGGGGGCAAAGCGGGGAGUGGGGAGGGUGGAGCAAGUAGCCUCCGCGAUUUGUAUGCCCUGAGACCUGGGGAGCAGGCGUGGAGCAAGAAGGCACCUAUGGGCACAGCCCGCUUUGGGCACCACCUCGCAGCGCUGCGGGGAGCAGUGUUUGCUUUUCUGGGAAGAUAUGAACCCUUCUCUGAGAUUGAGCGCUAUGACCCUGGUACAGACCAGUGGACUCGGUUGCGGCCACUACCCUAUGACCGCUUCUGCUAUGGGCUGGCCGUGGUGGAGGAGACAGUGCUGCUGCUGGGCGGCCUCAAGUGGCAGGACUCACACCAGGUACCCACCCGUAACGUGGUGGGCUAUGACCUCGACCUGGACUGCUGGGAGGACAUAAGCUGUGCUCUGCCCUGGGCCUGGGAAGGUCUGCAGUGCGCUGUGCUGCAGCUGCCUGAGAGUGAGGAGAAAAAGGAGGAAGAGCCUGGAAAAGUGUUAGAGUUGGUUUUAGGUUGAGUGGGUUAGUCCAGUCUCUGGAGGACAGAGAAAGUCCUGCCUGACUUGGCUUAGAGAGCAACGGAUGGCUUUUUCUAAGUGUGGGAUUCUGGUAGCAGAAUGGCUGCUAGAGGCUCAAGAGGCAAACAAGGCCUUGGCCAAAGAGAAACAGCUCCCCUUGAGCUGAGAAAGGGAGACAGGAGAGGUCAAAAGGAUUUAUGAGUCAGCUUCAGCAAGCUAGUGGUUUUUAGAGACUCGUGCUGGGCUAGACACUCAACUUUCAGAAAUAAUGUGACCUUAUUUCCCCUCUUAAGAAAUGUUUCUCUAGGUGCCUUCUCUAGGAGGCCACUUUUGUGCUCCUCCCAAAAGGUCCCUGAAAUGUAAAAGUCUUCAUUAAAACUUAUAAAUUUACUGUUUUUAGCCUGUAAUAAAUAGUACAAGAAGAUGGCAGUGUCCAAAUAGAGACGGUUAAGUGCCUUGGUUAAAUAGUAUGGAAUAUUUGUAAAAAUGAUUUUAUGAUCCAGAGACAGAUUUAGUAAUAUGGAACUAAAGAAAAAAAAUUCUUAUGAAAGCAUUCUUUGAGAAAAUGCCCUGGGUUACAUUUUUCUGUCUCUGGCCCCCACUACUAGCCUGCUUCUUUGCUGGUUUUAGGAAAAUCUGAUUUAAAGUUGUAUUUUAAAAAUAGCUUAUUUUUGGUAGCCCCCCCACUUUCCCAAAGGAAUCAGAGAGAGGAAAGAGGAAAUGAAGUUUCAAGUAUGUGUCAUGUAUGUGAGAAAUAAGCUUGCUUUUCAAGGUGUCAGAGAAGAUACUGUAACCUCUGAACAGGUGCAUCACCUGUUUAAGGUGAACUUGAUCCACCAGUGAGGUGGCAAUGUUAGAACUCUUAACUGGAGUGAUGGCAGUGUGAUUAGAUCACAAAGAAAUGUGGUAAGGACUUUGCGUGAAUAAAGUAGGUGCUUUAUAAGGAUUCAUUAAGAGCUGAAUUUAUUUGACUUCAGUUUACAGUGCUGCCUCUCUCCUAGAUUUGAAACUAAUGCAAUAAAUUGUACAGAUAUAUAGUGUUAAAAGAUCUCUUUCAUGCUAGGCUAGCCACAAGUCUUGUCAAAUUCAUUAUUUUAAUUUUUACCAUUGAAAACAACAGAGCUCACUUUACAAAAGUAGAAGCUGCUGAGUAGCAACAGAGCUAGUCUUCCCAUCAAAAUGCCUGCUGUUCCCAGGCUACAACCUGGCUAUUAAUAUACAUGACACAUCCAUCAGGUACAAAUAUUUUUAAGAGAACAUACACAUUUGAUCUAGUAAACAUCAAUAAGUCUAAACACCUGUAACAAGCACACUUCAAAUUAGGACAAGAGGUUUUUGUUUUGUUUAGCUUUACAUAUACAAAAAUCCCACAAAUUUAAUGUGCGUUAAUAUCCAUGCAGUAAAUAAAUGUUUUUACAAAUAGGUUUUUUUAAAUGAUAAAAAUAUUACACUGGACCCAAAAUUCCAUACAAACAUUAAUACAUGAUUUCUCAUCCAUUUUGACUAAAUAGAGGAUUACUGAAAAUGUGCUGUAGAAAGGCCACUCCUGUACAGUUGUGCAAAGUCUGCAAAACGAUAGUGAUUCAAUGGUGGUUUCAAAAGCAAAGAAAAAGAUCACCGCUGUGGAGUUUUACUUUCUCCUCUACAGCAAAAAUGUUCACUGGCAUAUAUCUGAACUCUUAAAGAUGUAAGUACAUUCACUGAGCUGUACAGGCAACAGUAUAAAGCUGAUUAGAAGAUUUUAGGAUAUAGAAUAGUAAAGGAGGUUUCCUUCCUCCUCCUGAAAAAACAGCAAAUUGUGACUUGUACAUUAUGCAGCCAGACACUAAAAAGCAGCACAGUCAUUUUCAUGCUGUGAUCACUUUCAAAAAACGAGACGCUUAUAAAUGGAAAUAUAUGAAGAGUACUUUUCAUAGACUUCGUCCACUC